AGAAAAGAGACGGUGUGGCGCAUGCGCGGGUGAGCUGACCUUCCUGGGACACAGGCGACCAUGCCCGGGACUGUGCACUUCCCUCCAGCGGAGGAGCUGGAGGUCCGGGAGCUCAAUGUGAGUUCUGCUGUGCUGAAGGCUGCGGCCCACCACUAUGGAUCUCAGUGUGACAAAAUCAACAAAGAGUUCAUGUUAUGUCGCUGGGAGGAGAAAGAUCCAAGAAAAUGUCUGAAAGAGGGCAAGAGAGUCAAUGAGUGCGCCCUGGAGUUCUUCAGAAAACUUAAACUCCACUGUGCGGAGCCUUUCACAGAAUAUUGGAGUUGUCUCGACUACACCGGCCUCCAGGAACUUCGCUUUUGUCGUAAACAGCAGACGGCUUUUGACGACUGUGUCUUUGACAAGCUGGGCUGGAUCCGCCCGGACCUGGGGGAAUUGUCCAAGGUCACAAAAGUGAAAACUAACCGACCUCUUCCAGAAAACGUAUACCAGUCGAGGGAAAGACCAUUACCCAAUCCUCCUGUGGAAGGAGAGUUGAAGCCGUCCAGAUUUGGUAGUAAGCUCUUCUUCUGGCCCUGGUGAAUGGUUUGGUGGAUCAUGUGCACUUCCUGAUAUCCUUCGCUGGUCUUCCUUCCUUCCUUGGACCAGUUGUAUUAUCUAUUAUAGAACCGAAUAAAAUUAUGAACCUGAAA
This is a messenger RNA of Rana temporaria (common frog), 689 nucleotides long. It is a transcript of the gene NDUFA8, whose product is annotated as NADH:ubiquinone oxidoreductase subunit A8. Lineage: Eukaryota; Metazoa; Chordata; Amphibia; Anura; Ranidae. Gene Ontology annotation, biological process: mitochondrial electron transport, NADH to ubiquinone. Bases 61 to 579 code for a protein of 172 amino acids. The record is from RefSeq and is a predicted model, not a curated record. The transcript has 4 exons.